Messenger RNA from Colletotrichum paranaense, 882 nucleotides. RefSeq lists its product as uncharacterized. NCBI's taxonomy places the organism in Eukaryota, Fungi, Ascomycota, Sordariomycetes, Glomerellales, Glomerellaceae. The transcript is spliced from 3 exons. The record is from RefSeq and is a predicted model, not a curated record. Bases 1 to 882 code for a protein of 293 amino acids.
AUGAGCAAUUCCGCUACACAACCCCCUUUCAAAGUGAUCAUUGUUGGCGCGGGUCUCGCUGGCAGCCUUCUGGCUAACGGGCUAGCGCGACACAAUGUCGACUUCGAGGUGUAUGAAAGACAAGAGAAGAACUCCAAAAGAGAAGGAUAUCAGAUCCGCUUAGGGGAGGCUACAUUUAUAGGCAUGCGAGCAUGUCUUGACCAAGACCAAAUCGAUUCAAUCUCCAAGCACUUCGGCAGGUCAGUGUCAUCGCAGGCACCGAUCUUGUACGACAAACACUUUCGUAAGAUUUUCGAACCCGGGCUCGACCCGAACUAUACACAAUCCUCGCCUAUUAGCCGCGUCAUCCUCCAAAAUGCUCUUCGCGAGCCACUUGACACAAUGAGCAAGAUUCAUUAUCAAAAGAAAUUCAAGGACUUUGAAAUUUGUCCAGGACUCCAUCGAGAUAUAGUUGCGGUGAACUUUGAUGAUGGCACCUCUGACGUCUGCGACAUUUUGCUUGCUGCUGAUGGCAAUAACUCGCAGAUCAAUAAUCUCUGCGGACUUAACAACAUCGAGGAAAUAAGCUCUUUUAGGUCCUUUUUGACUAGAUGCGACCUUCCAUUGUCAGUUUGCCGCCGGCUGUCACCGGAUCCGAGCUCACCCAUAGCUACUUUACAAGAUGGAAAGACCCUGUAUUUCCAAGUCUAUAUGCCCGGUGACAUGACAGCUCGUUUUGAAAAUGCAGAUGCCGAAAAUGAAGAAGAGCUAGCGUCGUGUAUGCUCGGUGUUGGAUUCUUCGUCGAUCGCAUGGCGACCUCACGCAGCUUCGAAUCUUUGUCGCAAGCAGAAAAGUGGGAUGCCGUUGACCAUCUCUUUUGGGACUGGUCCCCAAAACAGUAA